Molecule: messenger RNA, 2848 nt
Organism: Sus scrofa (pig)
Lineage: Eukaryota; Metazoa; Chordata; Mammalia; Artiodactyla; Suidae
Gene: ZNF891
Product: zinc finger protein 891
Biological process (GO): regulation of DNA-templated transcription
Source: RefSeq, a predicted model, not a curated record
AGGGGCUGCUGGGAGAUGUCGUCCAGGUUCUUUCCCCACCAGCGGCGAGUGCGCGGCCUGUACCCCUCCUCACGAUCCGGGCCUGGUUCCUCCGCCUUCCCCGGGAGCUCUCCCUACUUGCCCACGGCGGCUCGGUAGUUCCGACCCGAGAGACAGGUACCCCGGGGACAGGGGGGACACCCAGUGAAAUGCAUCCCUGACCUGAUUGGAUCCGAGAAACAAGAAGCAUGCAGAUCUCUCAGCCCCAUUGUGCAGGUGGUUGUCACAUUCACACUCUCAAGAUGGCAGCCAUUGACCUAUCCCCGAUAUAGGCUUUGCCUUCACAAGAUUCUGCCUGUUCCUACAUAAAUACUGACGGAGAAAGGACAAUGGCUGGAUUCCUAGCAACCUGGUUUCAGGGACCAGUGACCUUUAAAGAUGUAGCUGUGGAGUUCACCCAGGAAGAGUGGGUGAUGCUAGACUCCGCUCAGAGAAGUAUGUACAGAGAUGUGAUGUUGGAAAACUAUAUAAAUCUCUCCUCAGUGGAAUAUCAUUUAUGCAAGCCUGUGAUCUCCCUGUUGGGUCAAGAUUUAAGAACUGUGAAAAAAAUUCCCCAAGGCACCUGUCCAGACCAGGAGAUCCAACUGAAAACGAAAGAAUCAACUUCUAAGCAGAGUAUUUUGGGGGAAAAUUCAUCCAGUGCCACGAAAAUGAUAAGAUUCACAAAGAAUGAUCGGUCUUCUACAAUGAGAAAAGACUGGGAAUGCUGUAAGAUCAGAAAACACCCAGAGGGAAUUUUGAGUCACAUGACACUUACUCAAAAGAAGACAGCAUCUCAGAAGAGAUUCUGUGGUUAUCAUGAAUUAGAGGAAAACUCUAAACUUAGAUCAAAACUUGUUUUUUCAAAGACAGUUUCCAGCAGUAAAUAUUGCCAUAAGUGUUACUUAGAUAUCGAGUGUUUGAAGCAUAAUUCAGUCCUAAACAAUUAUGAAAAUACCUCAGUCAGUGAGAGGGUCUGUGAAAGUCAUAAAUAUGAUUCAGCUCUGUGGCAUCUUGAAAGAACUGAAACAGCACAAAAUGAGUGCACAUGUUCCAAACUUAGUAUACACUUCAAACAUAAUAUGCUUCCAAUAUGCAACAGUUUUCCUAUGGUGGACAAUUGCUUUGAGUGUGAUAAAAUCAAAGCUUUUUGUCAACUUUCAUUCUUUAAGCAACAGAAGCAAACUCCUACUGGAGGGAAACAUGAAUGUAAUCAGUGUGGAAAAGCCUACAAAAGAGUUUCUAAUUUUAUUUUGCACAAGAUAAGUCACAUGGGUGAAAAGCAAUAUGAAUGUAAAGACUGUGGGAAAGUCUUCUGUGAUUCUUCAACCCUAAGGAGACAUGUAAGAACUCACACUGGUGAGAAACCUUAUGAAUGUAAUCAGUGUGGAAGAGCUUUCAGUCAAAACACAUCUCUUAAAGCUCAUGUGAGAAUUCACACUGGAGAGAAACCUUAUGAGUGUAAUCAUUGUGGAAAAUCCUUUGGCACAAGCUCUUACCUUGUAGUCCACAAGAGAAUACACAGUGGGGAGAAACGCUAUGAAUGCAGUGAUUGUGGGAAAGCCUUCAACACAAGCUCUCAGCUUAAAGUUCACAAGAAAAGACACACUGGAGAGAAUCUUCAUGAAUGCAAUGACUGUGGGAAAGUGUAUAGUGGUCUCUCAUCUCUUAGAAUGCAUCUGAGAACUCAUACUGGGGAGAAACCUUAUGAAUGUAAAGAAUGUAGGAAAACCUUCAGUGUUUCCUCUUCCCUUAGUAGACAUGUGAGAACUCACACUGGAGAAAAACCUUAUGAAUGUAUUCAAUGUGGAAAACUUUUCAGUCAGAAUUCUUCACUUGUUUUACAUAAGAGAGUUCAUACUAGGAGAGAAAGUUACAGGAAUCCUAUAACUUAAAAACGUAGAAUUGCCUUUUUCAUUGUCUUAAGGUGAAUUCCAAGCCUAUUACUUCAGUCUUUGUUCUCUAAAAUAAGGAUUUAAGGCUAUAAACAUUCCUGUAAACACCACUUUAGGUAUGUAACACAUUUUAGUUUGUGAUAAUUUAUUUUAGUUUUGAGUGUUGUCUAAUAUUACGACUUCUGAUUCUUGGCAGUUUAGAAUUAUGUAUUUUUAUGUUUUCAGUUAUCUUAUUGAUAUCUGAGUAAAUUGCACUGUGUUCAGAGUAUCUGGACAACUUUACUGGUAAUUUCUUGAGAGUUAUUUUCUGACCUGGUAUGGCAGAUACUGCUCAUAGCCAGUCAAACAUCCAGCUCAUCCCUUCCUUCUGACAACCUUAUAUGUCUAGAUAUAAUACCAAAUUGUCUGUUGACAAAACUCCUCUCAGCCUCCUUGCUGCAGGUGUAGCCAUAUCCUUCACUCCUUGUUUUAUUUUAUUUUUUGCUUUUUAGGGCUGCACUCGCAGCAUAUGGAAGUUCCCAGGCUAGAGGUCGAGUCAGACUUGCACCUGCCAGCCUACACCACAGCCACAUUAACAUGGGAUCCAAGCUGCAUCUGUGACCUACUCACACAACGCUGGAUCCUUAACCCACUGAGCAAGGCCAGGAAUCAAACCCUCAUCCUUAUAGUUACUAAUCAGAUUCAUUUCCACUGUGCCACAAUGUGAACUCCCUCUCAUUUCUGAUUAAUCCAAUAUAGAUAGUAUCUCUGGGGACAGACCUGUCUAGUGUUUCCACUUUGCCUUUUGCACUUGUCUUUCCACCUUACGGUCUUCUGCCUUUGGAUUUUGCAAUUAUAGAGCCAUCUUGUUACCAUGAGGAUGAAAACCAUGGCUUAAGGAUAGUAUCAAAGAGGUCUUGGCUUCCCAAAGACAUCUUCAAAUAGCUAUACCAGCA